UGUCCCAUUCUCUUCUCUCCUUUUUCUCUAUGUUUUGGUAAACCACUUUAGGUAACCAGAUUGCUACUACUAGUACUACAAAUACAAAGAUGCCAUCAUAGAAUCUACCAGAAGAGGGAAAGAGAAAAAAGAGAGAGACUUGGUCACACACAAAGGUUACUUUUGUCUAAUUCAUCUCCACACACAUUGUGUUUUUCUUUUGGGCAGAGAUUAAUUGAGGCCCAAAAAAUGAAGAGGUCUCCAGCAACUUCUUCCUCUUGUUCUUCUUCAUCUUCCUCUGUUGGGUUUGGAGGUCCCAUUCAAUCAGAGAAAAGAAGGGCUAAUAAGCAUCCCAAAAGAAAUCUCAAUGUACAGAAAUGCAAGCAGAAUCCAACCACUGGUGGUAGCAGAAGAAGCUCCAUUUACAGAGGAGUUACCAGGCAUAGAUGGACUGGGAGGUUUGAAGCUCACCUUUGGGAUAAGAGUUCCUGGAACAACAUACAGAACAAGAAGGGAAGACAAGUUUAUUUGGGGGCAUAUGACACUGAAGAAGCAGCAGCGCGUACCUAUGAUCUUGCAGCACUUAAGUAUUGGGGCAAAGAUGCAACCUUGAAUUUCCCGAUAGAAACGUAUUCAAAGGAUGUUGAGGAAAUGGACAAGGCGUCAAAAGAGGAAUACCUGGCUUCUUUGCGGCGACAAAGCAGUGGUUUUUCUAGAGGCAUUUCUAAGUACCGAGGGGUAGCCAGGCAUCACCAUAAUGGACGCUGGGAAGCUAGGAUUGGAAGAGUAUGUGGCAACAAGUACCUCUAUUUGGGGACAUAUAAAACUCAAGAGGAGGCAGCAGUGGCAUAUGACAUGGCAGCAAUAGAGCAAAGAGGACUGAAUGCAGUGACCAAUUUUGACAUAAACAACUACAUUGACAAAAUAAAGAAGAAAAAUGAAGAAUGCCAACAAAUAGAAGCACAAACUGCAGAAAUAGCUCCCAACACCCCUGACUCUGAAGAACCAGAAGCAGAAGUAGUAGAACAGACAAUUACAAACACACCCCCACCUGAGAAUCUUCACAUGCAACCACAGCAGCACCAAGUUCAAUACACUCAUAUUCCUCCAAGUGAGGAGUUCUCACUAGGCACUGUUAUGGACCAUGUUCUGGAGCAGGACCUGCCAUGGAGCUUCAUGCACUCUGGGUUGUUGCCACAGUAUCAUCAUCAAGACCCAGACUUGUAUCUGAGCAAAGCAGAGGAUUUAAUGGGCAUGUUUGAUGGUGCAGGGUUUGAGGAUGACAUUGAUUUUCUGUUCAGCACAGAGCCUGGUGGUGAGAGUGACAUCAACAUCAGUGCAGGUUUAGAUAGUAUUGACUGUGGAGGAGAUGGUGCAAAUGGGGGUGCAGAUGGAAGCAUGGUGGAUAACAAGCCGCAGAAGCACCUGUUGUCUCUUAAUGCUUCACCUUCAUCUACAACAACUACAGAUUACAGUGUCUUGUAACUAUACUCUAUGAUGUCUUGGGAAGGUGUUGGUUGGGAAAUAUUGAUUAAUGUUCUUGAGAUUGUUGGGUUUGUUCAGUAUAUUGUUGGGAUCAAUUGUCAUAGGUGGAUGGGUGUUGACAUAGGGUGACUUGUGAAAUUGUUCAUUGGUUUACUUUACAAUCCCUUGUCUUUCAUUUUAGACUUUGAUUUUAGAAGAUCCAGAAUAGUUUUUCCCCUUUUUGGGCAAGGAGAUUGAGAAAGGGAAUGUUCUAAAGAAAUAGAACCCUUUGUUUUACAAUCAA
This is a messenger RNA of Lotus japonicus, 1747 nucleotides long. RefSeq names its product AP2-like ethylene-responsive transcription factor At1g79700. Gene Ontology annotation, biological process: regulation of DNA-templated transcription. The transcript is spliced from 7 exons. Lineage: Eukaryota; Viridiplantae; Streptophyta; Magnoliopsida; Fabales; Fabaceae. The coding region runs from base 229 to 1464 and encodes 411 amino acids. The record is from RefSeq and is a predicted model, not a curated record. Gene Ontology annotation, molecular function: DNA binding; DNA-binding transcription factor activity.